CUACAAGUAGGUUUUUGAUAAAAGCUUUCAAGUAUUCUCAAACCCAUUGAUAAAUCUUGUAAAGUAAGUUUUUUUUAAUUAAAUUAUGUGCUUCGACUCCUCCAUCACCCACGCGGCGGAGGCUGAUUACGCGACGGCUAAAACUUCCGUUUGGUGGGACGUCGAGAACUGUCCUGUCCCCAAGGGCUGGGAUGCUCAUAGCAUAGCUCAGAAACUAAACUCAGCGCUGGUGAACUUGAACUACCGGGGUCCUCUCACCAUCUCUGCUUAUGGCAACACAGAACUCAUCCCUAAACCUGUUCAGCAAGCUCUCUCCUCCGCCGGAAUCUCUCUUAACCACGUCCCCUCCGGAAAGAAGGAUGCGAGUGACAAGAAGAUUCUGGUUGAUAUGUUUUUGUGGGUGUUGGAGAAUCCUGCUCCUGCUAACUUGAUGCUUAUCUCCGGUGACGGAGACUUCUCUUAUGCUCUUAACCGUCUGCGGAUGUUGAGAUACAACAUCCUCCUCGCGCACCCUCUUCAAGCUUCACCUUUCUUGGUUGCUUCUGCGAGGACCUCGUGGAUGUGGAGAAGCUUAAUUGCCACACGAAGUUGUUGCUCCUUCGGUUCUGAGCAUGCUUUGUCCACACAAGCAAUGGAUUCAGGGUCUGUUUUUAACAAGGCUGAUAAACUCAAAGGAAAAGCACCAGGUCAACAGGGGACAAGAAGAAAGAAGCUUCAGAAGGAAUGGAGAGUGUGCAAUGUUGCUUGCAAAAGCACUGAUACUUUCACCAUGGCCAGAGAACAAGCACCUCAGGCACUCAUUGAUGCUAAAGAAUGUGUUCAACUAGACAAUGACUCGCAGUCUCGGGAUGCGUUUAUGAAGUGCUUGGAGAAACAGAACAAGGAACUGAUGGAGACUAUUGCAACAUCCGAAAGGAGUGGAAGAGAGUUCUGGCAUGAUUUUAAAGAGAGGCUGGACAAGAGUGGUGUAGCUCCUCUCAGUGUAGAUCAUGUUUUCAGUGAACUUAGCCGCGACUUUCACGUGCCCAAAGAAGUGAGGGAGUGUUUUGAAGCAAUCCUCAUGAAGCUAGAACCUACACAAAAUGAUAUUGAAAUUGAGAAGUUGGAGGAUAUGACCAAGAAGAAGAAGAGUACAGUGAUUGAAUCCAAAUAUGAACCAUAUGUUUGCACUAUUUGCAAUGUCGUUUGUGCACAUCCUUCCGUGUUCGAGUCGCAUCAUAAGGGCCGGAAGCAUGCUGCAAAGUUUAACAAGCACAUAGAUGAUCUGCGUGAUAGGCAUCAACUACAAGAGAAAAUCAUUCAAGAUAACGGUCUCCCGAAAGAUAUGGCAGUGAAUGGAGACAAAGCUGAACCAUAUGUUUGCAGUAUUUGCAAUGUCAUUUGUGCACAUCCUUCCGUGUUCGAGUCUCAUCAUAAGGGCCGGAAGCAUGCUGCUAAGAUUAAAAAGCAGGCAGAUGAUACAUUAUCAUUGAAACAGGCUCUGCUUGGUGAUCAACAAAUACAAGAUAAUGGUGUUCCGAAAGAUAUGAAAAAGGAGCUCCAAAUCAAGCUUGUAGAGGCACCUGAGAACAUGGACUACUUAGAUAAGCAAAGGCAAGAGCUGGGAGAGAGAUGUGCCACCAACUCCGGGAGGAGUGUUGAAGAUUUUUUUCAAACUAUUGAAGAAGUAGUAGAGAAUGAUUACAAAUCUCUUUCGAAUGAAGAGUGUUUUUUCAUCGAACUAAACUCUGAGUUUUCUGCCUCUGAAGAAUCUAGAGAAUGUAUUGAUGCCAUUUUCAAGAAACCAGAAGUCUCACAAGAUGCAAACUUAACCCGGGAGUUUGAGAAUAUACCAAGCCAGAACCUGGAGAUGAACUCAGGCGAUUCUGAAAGUAGCUCUGCAGGAGGAGCCACUGAGCAUCCCGAGGAGUACAUGAUGAACAUGAAGAAGGAGAAGGUGACUAAGUCCAGCGUUUCAACCAAACCUAUAACGAAGGAACCAAAGGUUUUGCAGCUUGUCUGGUGCCAAAUCUGCCGGAUCAGCUGCGAGAGCAAGGUUGCAUAUGCAAAUCACAUCUGUGGGAAAAUACACCAGCAGAAGAGGGAGAGGAUGUCUGAGAGAGAAGCCAUGCUUUCUAAGGAGACUGCAGAGAGAUUGAGCAAAAGCCAAACCGCCUUUGAUUCACAGAACCAUGCUGCCAUGGUCAAGGAGCAAACAGAGGCAUUUGUUGAUUCACUGAGAACUCGCCAAGAACUUCGCCAAAGAGCAGUGGAACAUCCAUUGGGAAAAGCAGAGGCAACAGAGGAGCAGACUUUUGUAAAGACCGAGGAUCAUGGGUUUCAAGGGGCACAAGAAGAUAAAGAGGAAGUGAAGGAGAUAAACACCAUAUCUGAGAACCUAACGCGUGCCUUUAUUGGAAUGAAUCAAGAGUCAAGUGUACCCAAAGAAUCGAGAGGAUGUUUGGAUGUGAUUCCUCAGAGAGUAAAAGCGCCAGCAGAUGUGAAUGUGACAGAGAAGUUGGAAGAUGAGUCCAAACAUAAACCCCAAACAACACCAGAGGAACCUUUAAAGGAGUUUGCAGGACCUAAGGAGCACCUCGGAGUGGCUGCCAAGAGGGGAGAGGCUAAGUUCCAAGUUGAUAACUUUUGGACCAGACUUUGGGGGAAAAAGGAGUUGGAAAAACUUUACCGUAUAAUCUAAUACUAUUAAAGCAAAAUUCAUACUAGUAUUCUGCCAUUAAUUUUUGAAAUAAUUAAUAAUAUGACAUUCCUAUAUUUAUGGUUAACAACUUUUUUUUUU
Molecule: messenger RNA, 2779 nt
Organism: Brassica rapa (field mustard)
Lineage: Eukaryota; Viridiplantae; Streptophyta; Magnoliopsida; Brassicales; Brassicaceae
Biological process (GO): regulation of gene expression
Cellular component (GO): peroxisome
Molecular function (GO): RNA nuclease activity; nucleic acid binding; zinc ion binding
Source: RefSeq, a predicted model, not a curated record